This is a messenger RNA of Micropterus salmoides (largemouth bass), 6971 nucleotides long. Its product is annotated as kalirin-like. The record is from RefSeq and is a predicted model, not a curated record. Gene Ontology annotation, cellular component: cytoplasm; postsynaptic density. Gene Ontology annotation, molecular function: guanyl-nucleotide exchange factor activity; protein binding. NCBI's taxonomy places the organism in Eukaryota, Metazoa, Chordata, Actinopteri, Centrarchiformes, Centrarchidae. Gene Ontology annotation, biological process: axon guidance; intracellular signal transduction.
GGAGCAGCGCCAGGAGGAGGAGGGAGGAUGAAUCCGGUGGAUGGAGGAGGAGAAGCGGGCCCGGACGGCCUGGCGACGGCAGGUUCAGGGAAAGCAGAGUGUGUUCGGGCGGUCGACGUCCUGACGGUGCUCAGAGAGAAAGUGGCCUUCGUGUCGGGUGGACGGGACAAACGCGGUGGACCAAUCCUGACCUUCCCUGCCAGGACCAAUCAUGAUCGAAUAAAACAGGAGGACCUCAGCCGAUUGGUCACGUACCUGGCGACCAUACCCAGUGAGGACGUGCGUGCUCGUGGCUUCACGGUGGUGGUGGACAUGCGUGGCAGUAAGUGGGACAGCGUGAAGCCGGUGCUCCGGACGCUGCAGGAGUCGUUCUCCUCCAACAUCCACACGGCGCUGCUCAUCAAACCGGACACCUUCUGGCAGAAACACAAGACCAACCUGGGCAGCGCCAAGCUCAGCUUCGAGACCAGCCUGGUGUCGGUGGAGGGUUUGUCCCGGCUUGUGGACCCGUCCCAGCUGACCUCUGACCUCGGCGGCUCGCUGGAGUACGACCACGUGGAGUGGACCGAGCUGCGUCUGGGUCUGGAGGAGUUCUCUGGGGCCGCCACUCAGCUGCUGUCCCAGCUGGAGCAGCUGGAGGCCGGGCUGAACCGCAUACCAGAGCCCCAGGACGUGGACGAGGCCCGCAAACUCCUCGAGGAACACAGUCGUCUCCGUAACACCAUCGCCACGGCACCUGUCGACGGCCUGGAGCGAGAGGGGCGGAGCUUGCUUCAGCGCAUGCGCUUGGGCCCCUCCCACGGUGACGCCUCUACUGAAGGCAGCGGCGGUGGCGGCCACGGCAGCUGGCUGUCGGGCGGGGCGGACUUUCAGAGCGUUGCGCCGAAGGUUUCGUCUCUGCUGGACCGGCUGCAGGCGGCUCGCAGUCACCUGCUGCAGAGCUGGAGUGACAGGAAGCUGCACCUGGACCAGGCGCUGCAGCUGCACCUGUUCGAGCAGGACGCCACCAAGAUGUCGGAGUGGAUCGCUCACAGUAAAGAGUUGUUCAUGCAGAGUCUGGCGGAGGUCGGCCAGAACCACCAGCACGCCCUCGACCUCCAGACACAACACCAGCACUUCACCGCCAACUGCAUGAACGGCAGCGUGAACGUAGACAGCGUGGUGACCGUGGCGGCGAGGCUGGCGGAGGCCGGUCACUACGGGGCAGAGCGAAUCGCCAUGGUGUCGUCACGGUUACAGGAAGACUGGAAGUCCCUGACGACGACACUGGAGGAGCGGAGCAACACGCUCGCCAUGGCAACCGGCUUCCACCAGGGGGCAGAACAGUUCCUGCUCAGAGUGGAGGGCUGGGUUCAGACGUGCUCUGAAGGGACGUUGCCUUCAGCGACAGCAGAGCUGGAAGCUGCAACAAAGAAACACCAGGAGCUGAACGAGGAGAUCUCUGCUAACUACACACAGGUCAGUGAGAGUGGUAAAGCCUUAUUGGAUGUCCUCCAGCGUUGCCCGGCGGCCGACUCCGAUGACGCAGCCACCAAACCAGACUUCAGUGCUGCCACGCAUGGCAUCAUGGGAGUUCUGCACCAGGUCAUGCAGGGUCACCAUGAGGUGGAGGGGGCGUGGCAGCAUCGUAAGCUCCGCCUCCACCAGCGCCUGCAGCUGUGUGUGUUUCAACAGGAUGUUAGACAGGUGUUGGACUGGGUGGAGCAGCACGGUGAGGUUUUCCUCAACAAACACAGCGGCGUGGGGAAGUCUCUGCACCGCGCGCGAGCGCUGCAGAAACGCCAUGACGACUUCCAGCAGGUCGCACAGAACACUUACACUAAUGCAGAGAAGCUUCUGGAAGCAGCCGAUCAGCUGGCUCAGUCUGGAGAGUGUGAGGAGGAGGAGAUCUACCAGGCAGCCCGAGACCUGGAGCUCCGCAUGCAGGCGUUCAUCCAGAGAGUUGAACAGAGGAAGCUGCUGCUGGACCUCGCUGUGUCUUUCUACACACACACCAAGGAGCUCUCAGUAUGGAUGGAGGGCCUCCAGAAGCAGCUCUCCUCAGAUCUCUGUGUUUGUCCGGACACCGUUGAGGCUCUGCAGGCUCUCAUCAGCCAGCAGCAGCAGCAGCAGGCCAACACGCAGGAAGCUGCGAUGAGUGUCAUCCGGGAAGGAGAAGAUCUCAUCCUGCAACUCAGGCCCCAGGGUAGCUCGGUGGCCCAUGUGGAGUCAGUGUUGCAGCAGCUGGAAGAGUCUCAUGUUCAGUUGGAGGAACUUUUCCACCAGAGGAAAAUCCGAUUGGAUGUUUACCUGCAGCUCCGCAUUCUGCACCAGUGCACACUGGAGGUAACCGGGGAAAUAGAUGCCUGGAAGCAGGACCUCCAGAAACAGUCCCAGGACUUCUCAGCAGAAAAGCUAGCAUCGCCACGGCUAGCCGAUGCAAACCACGACAAGCUAGCCCAGGACAAGCUAGCAUUGGGCCAGUCACGGCUAGUGGAGGCCAGCCCUGAGGUGCUAACGCUAGCACAGCAGCGCAUCCACAGGCACAUGGAGCGAAGGCUGGCUAUGAACAAUAUGAUCUAUGAGGUCAUCCAACAAGGUCACGACCUUCAGCAGUACGUCACUGAGGUCCAGGCAUCGGGUAUCGAGCUAUCGGAGGCAGAGGGGGGUCUCUCCUCUCAGGUGGAGGAGCUGCAGCACCUCCUGCAGGACAAACAGAAGGAGAUGCAGCAGAUUGCAGAUCACACACACACACACCUGGAGCAGAACCUGCAGCUGAGACACCUGCAGAGCCAGGUCAAACAGGUGCUGGGAUGGAUCUCAGAGGGGGAGGUCAUGCUGUCGUCCUGCAUGUUGAACUCCAGCUGUCUGUCUGAAGCCGAGCAGCUGCAGAGGGAGCAUGAGCGCCUCCAGCAAGCCAUAGAGGCUCUGCUCCACGCCGACUCCCUGCAGAGGACUCAUCAGGUGGCUCUGGCUCUGCAGCAGAGAGCAGAGCUGCUGGUCAGGUCAGGUCACUAUGAUCCAGAUGGAGUGAGGUCUUGUGCCCAGACGGUGGCGCUGCACUGGCAGACUCUAAUGCUGAGGAUUGAAGACAGACUCAAACUGGUGAACGCCUCCGCAGCCUUCUACAGGACAUCCCAGCAGGUGUGUGGGGUACUGGAGAGUCUGGAGCAGGAGUACCGCCGGGAGGAGGACUGGUGUGGAGGUGGAGAGAGACAACCGGAGCAGCUCAUGCCACUCAUCAACAAACACAUGGAGCAGAAGGAGGCGUUCCUGAAGGCCUGCACUCUGGCCAGACGAAAUGCUGAAGUUUUCCUCAAGUACAUCCACCGCAACAGCGUCACGAUGGCGAACAUCUCAGGCCACAGCGUCACCGUCUCCGUAACGGGGACCGAGGUCACGGGGCACUCCAGGGUACCAGAGCAACAAGUCAAAGGUAUCCUCAGUGAGUUGCUCCAGAGGGAAAACAGAGUUCUUCAUUUCUGGACUUUGAAGAAACGUAGACUGGAUCAGUGCCAGCAGUACCUGAUGUUCCAGAGCCACACCCAGCAGGCUCUGGAUUGGCCACAGUCAGGUGACCACUACCUGGCCACGCACACAUCGCCGGGCGCAUCGGCGUCUGAAACACAAGAACUGCUGAACCAACACAGAGAGUUUUGUGUGUCGGCCAAGCACACCCAGGAGAAGGUUCACCUGCUGAUCCAGCUGGCUGAGAGCAUGCUGGCUAAAGGCCACGCCCACCGCACUGAGCUUCGUCGCUGUGUUGCCACGGUGGAUAAACGAUCGCGACUUCACUGUCAGGGUGGGACAGUACCGCCACCUGCUGGAGACGGCGCUGGGAGGCUGCUCACAGGAGGUCCAGAGGAGACAUGGUCUAACCAACUCCAUCUCCUCCGCUCUGAUCAAACCCGUUCAGAGGAUCACCAAGUACCUCUGCUGCUCAAGGAGUUGCUAGCGUGCUGCGAGGAGGGGAAAGGGGAAAUAAAGGAAGGCUUGGACGUGAUGCUGAGCGUACCGAAGAGAGCGAACGAUGCUAUGCACGUUAGCAUGCUGGAAGGUCUGGAGGAGGGUCUGGAGGUGCAGGGCGAGCUCCUCCUGCAGGACUCCUUUCUGGUUUGGGAGCCAAAGUCUCUGAUCAGGAAGGGGCGGGACCGACACCUCUUCCUGUUCGAGCUGUCACUCAUCUUCAGUAAAGAAAUCAAAGACUCGUCCGGACGAACCAAAUACCUCUACAAGAGCAGACUGAGGACCUCAGAGCUCGGUGUGACGGAGCACAUAGAGGGGGAUCCCUGUAAGUUUGCUCUGUGGGUCGGACGAACGCCGACAUCCGACAACAAGACGGUCCUGAAGGCGUCAUCCUUGGAGCUGAAGCAGGAGUGGGUCCGCAGCAUUCGCCAGGUGAUCCAGGAGAGGCGGGGCCACCUGCGGGGGGCGCUAAGGGAGCCCAUCCCCCUCCCAAAGACACCAAACCCCACCCUGGGCCGACAGCGCAGCAUCAGCCGCAGGGAGACCAGCGAGGACGCAGACAGCCUGGGUGACGCCAGCAGCCAGCCCGACACAGUCUCCAUCGCCUCCCGAACAUCUCAGAACACAGCCGACAGCGACAAGCUGUCAGGAGGCUGUGAGUUAGUGGUGGUGUUGCUGGACUUCUCCUCCGGGGGACCAGGAGAGCUCAGCGUCCGCUGCGGUCAGACUGUGGAGCUGGUGGAGCGCUCGGCCGAACGGCCCGGGUGGUGCCUGGCCCGAACCACGGAGCAAACGCCCCAACAGGAGGGUUUAGUGCCGAUGAGCGCCCUCUGCCUGUCACACUCCCACAGUGCAGCCGACAUGGAGGGGCUCGUCCCGGCUUCCACCACCUCCUCCAGCACCUCCUCUACGUGCACCACCACCGCCUCCUCCUCCUGCAACUCCUCCUCCACCACCACCACCUCCUCCAAUAACUCCAACUCCUCCUCCACGCUGAACGCUGGGAGAGAGUCCAGCCUGUACGGCUCUGAAGGGUCGGGGCCCCAGACUCAGUCACCCAGCCAGAGUGCCACCUCCCCCACAGUGUAUGGAGUGGGCGGGGCCCCAGGGGGCGCUGUCGGCUCUCCGGGGUCGAAACGCAGCGUCUCUGGAACUGGAAACACCCUGAAGCGCUGGUUAACCAGUCCCGUCCGGAGACUGAGUCAGGGGAAGGCUGACGGGCAGAAGAAGCCUCCAAUCAGAACCAGGAGGCGGGACAACAGGCCAGAGCAGACCACACCCCUCACCGGCAACGCACAGACGAAGGCGAGGAAGGAGGAGGCGGGGCAGAGCGGAGGGGAGGAGGAGCCAGAGGAAGAAAGCCACACCCUCCUUCCGCCGCCCAUGCAGAUCAUCAAAGACCCGAACAACCCCGAGGCUCUGGAUUCAGAUCAGGGCUCCAAUGAGUCGGACACCGAGCAGCGAAAUAAAGCGCUGAGAGGACGCAUGUUUGUGGUUAACGAGAUGAUCCAAUCAGAGAAGGACUAUGUGAAGGACCUGGCUGUGAUCGUGGAGGGCUUCAUGUCCAGGUUGGAGGUCAGAGGGAUCCCAGAGGACAUGAGAGGAAAAGACAAGAUCGUCUUCGGGAACAUCCAGCAGAUCUACGACUGGCACCGCGACUUCUUCCUGGUGGAGUUGGACCGCUGUGUUCAGAACCACGACCUGCUGGCCGACCUCUUCAUCAGACAUGAACGUCGUCUCCACAUGUACGUGGUUUACUGUCAGAACAAGCCGAGGUCGGAGUUCAUCGUCAUCGAGUACGAGACGUUCUUUGAGGAGAUCCAGCAUGAGAUCAGCUGCAGGAUGUCGAUCAGUGAUUACCUGAUCAAACCCAUCCAGAGAAUCACCAAGUACCAGCUGCUGCUGAAGGAUUUCCUAAAGUACACGUCCAAAGCAGGACUCGACUGUGAAGAGAUCGAGAAAGCAGUGGAGCUGAUGUCAUUGGUACCAAAGCGCUGCAACGACAUGAUGAACCUGGGACGCCUGCAGGGAUACGAGGGGAAGCUGACGUCUCAGGGGAAGCUCCUGCAGCAGGAGACCUUCUGUGUUUGGGAGCAGGACGGAGGAGUUCUGUCUCGCAGCAAAGAGCGAAGAGUUUUCCUCUUCGAGCAGAUCAUCAUUUUCAGUGAGCUGCUGCGGAAAGGCUCCAACAACCCGGGAUACCAGUUCAAGAACAGCAUCAAGGUGACUUACCUGGCGAUGCAGGACAGUGUGGACGGUGAUCCGUGUAAGUUUGUGUUGUGGUCUCGUGGCUCGGCGGAGCGCUUCACACUGCAAGCGUCCUCCGCCAGCAUCAAGAUGACCUGGGUGGAGAACAUCGCCACCCUGCUGGACGCCCAGAACAACUUCCUGUCAGCUCUUCAGUCUCCCAUUGAGUACCAGAAGAAGGAGGGCGGCAUCUCUGUGACCCGCCCUCUGUCGUCGGGACGACCCCCGUCGGCCCCGCCCACACCCAACGGCCACGCCACUCAGCCUCCACCUGACGUCGAGCAGGACGACCAGGAGCUGGUGCUGGUGACGCAGGACUUUGUGGCGGUGCGGGAGGACGAGAUCUGUGUGUUCCGGGGGGAGAAGGUUCAGAUUCUGGCGUCCAACCAGCAGGGUCAGAGUUUGGUUUACCGGCCGGCCAACAGCGACUCGCCGGCCGCCGAGGGCUGGGUGUCACGCAGCGUGCUCAAAACACACUGACACACAUACACAAUUACACACACAGCAGAGUCAGACUAUGGUUUACUACAUACACGCCAAAUACUGCAGGCUAACAGGGCCAGAGGCAUGCUGGGAAAUCCUUUUAUGAUGGUUUGCUCUGAGAGAGGUGGAGCCUUCAGAUGGGGAUAAAAUGUCCUGAUCACAUUCGUGCUCCAAAGACAGCGGCCCCUGAUCGUUUUAGGUGACCGCCUGAUCUUUCCUGUAGCGCCACCAUCAGGACAAACUUUACAUUUGACCGUGACGUUGUUGAACAGCUCCGUCAAAGUUUACAAACAGUA